AUGAGUAUAAAAAUAGACGAGGCAGUUUUAGAGAAAGCAAAAAAAUUCCAAAAAGCAAAUGAAGAAGAGAUCGAAUUGAAGAAACUAAAACCUUUGACAGAAGGGUUAUUAAGUCCUGGUUUGAAUUUGUUAAGAGUAAGUGAAAAAGGAUGCAGGAACCGAAUAAAAAUAUGCAACGUUUUAAAUAUACCAUCAAAUGAAGAGGAAUAUAAAGAUGAUUCAAGAAAAAAUAUAUAUAUUGACAAAGUAAUAACAGUAUGUGGUUGGAGUAAAGCAGUUAGAAAACAAGGAGGCGGUAGAUUUUGUUUUGUAAAUCUAAAUGAUGGUUCUUGUCAUAUAAAUUUACAAAUAAUUGUUAAUCAGAAUAUAGAGAAUUAUGAGAAAUUGUUAAAAUGUGGUGUAGGAUGUUGUUUUCGUUUUACAGGAAAAUUAAUAUUAUCACCUAUUCAAAAUGAAGAAAAAAAAGGAUUAAUCAAACAAUCUGUAGAAUUAGCAUUAAAUGAUAAUAGUCAACACUCUUUUGAAAUAUAUGGUGAAAAUCUUGAUCCACACAAAUAUCCUCUUUCAAAAAAAAAUCAUGGAAAAGAAUUUUUAAGAGAAGUUGCACAUUUAAGACCACGUAGUUAUUUUAUCAGUUCUGUUUUUCGAGUAAGAAAUGCUUUAGCAAUAGCUACUCAUUUAUUUUUUCAAAGUAGAGGCUUCUUAUAUAUUCAUACUCCUUUAAUUACCACAUCCGAUUGUGAAGGCGGAGGGGAAAUGUUUACAGUAACCACGUUGCUUCCGGAAAAUGGAAACGUUAACGCGAUCCCAAGGACGAAAAGAAAGGGGGAAAAGCGCGAAGAUGGAAUUUCUGCUUCCACAGUUGACACCAUUUCUACGGUUCAUACAACUGAUACGCCUAUCUAUGCUGCUACCUCUGCUUCUACUACCACUAUAUCCCAUGGUUGUGAAGGUGGGGAAAAGAGUCAGAUAGAUUACAAGAAGGAUUUCUUUAGUAAGCAGGCAUUUUUAACAGUGAGUGGACAGCUGUCCUUGGAAAAUUUGUGUUCAUCCAUGGGGGAUGUAUACACAUUUGGUCCAACUUUCCGCGCUGAGAAUUCACAUACAUCGAGACACUUAGCGGAGUUUUGGAUGAUCGAACCAGAAAUUGCUUUUUCUGAUUUAUACGAUAAUAUGGAAUUAGCUGAAGCGUACAUAAAAUACUGUAUAUCGUAUGUAUUAAAUAAUAAUUUUCAUGAUAUAUAUUAUUUUGAAGAAAAUGUGGAAAACGGGUUAAUAAAGAGAUUAAAAAAUAUACUGGAUGAGAAAUUUGCAAAAAUUACUUAUACAAAUGCUAUUGAUUUGUUACUACAAUUUUCGUACAUGUUCGAAGUACCAGUAAAGUGGGGUAUGGAUUUACAAUCAGAGCAUGAACGAUUUAUAGUAGAACAAAUUUUCAAAAAGCCUGUAAUCGUUUUUAAUUAUCCUAAGGAUUUAAAAGCUUUUUAUAUGAAAUUAAAUGAUGACCAAAAGACUGUUGCUGCUAUGGAUGUACUCGUUCCCAAAAUAGGAGAACUUAUAGGAGGCUCACAAAGAGAAGAUAACUUACAGAUAUUAGACAAAAUGAUUAUUGAAAAGAAAUUAAAUAUGGAUAGCUAUUGGUGGUAUAGACAACUAAGGACAUAUGGAUCCCAUCCUCAUUCUGGUUUCGGCUUAGGUUUUGAACGACUAGUUAUGUUAGUAACAGGUGUCGAUAAUAUUAAGGAUACCAUUCCUUUUCCGAGAUACCCUGGGCAUGCGGAGUUUUAG
Messenger RNA from Plasmodium malariae, 1788 nucleotides. It is a transcript of the gene AsnRS, whose product is annotated as asparagine--tRNA ligase, putative. Gene Ontology annotation, cellular component: mitochondrion. The transcript has a single exon. Gene Ontology annotation, molecular function: asparagine-tRNA ligase activity; ATP binding. Bases 1 to 1788 code for a protein of 595 amino acids. Lineage: Eukaryota; Apicomplexa; Aconoidasida; Haemosporida; Plasmodiidae. The record is from RefSeq and is a predicted model, not a curated record. Gene Ontology annotation, biological process: asparaginyl-tRNA aminoacylation.